AUGUCCCGUUCGUCGAUGUCGGUGGGCUCGUCCAAGUACUCGCACCCGCGUGUGUCGAUAGAGACCUUUGACGACGGCCAGGGGGCCAACAAGGAGACCGUCGAGGCCUGCAAGUUCGUCAACGAGGCCCUCAACCUGCGCGCCAAGUACCUCUUCGUCCCCGCCCAGCCCGUGCACCACGACAGCGGGGAGUCGCUGGACGUGUGGCACGAGCGCGAUUUGGUGAAGCCAGCGCCCGACAGCCCGUUUGCGCAGUACCGCAUCGGUGCCAAGAACGGCAUCAUCCGCGUCUACGCUGAUCAGCAAGCCCUUGACGAGGACAAGCCUCUGGUCGACGUGCACAGCAUUACUGACUACGAGCGCGACUACAACAGGAUUGUGGACAUCACCAACUCGGGACCCAUGAAGACGUUCUCAUGGAAGCGGCUGAAGCAGUUGGACUUCUCGUUCCACUUCCACCGCCUGCUCAACGAAGCCCAGGAGAUCGAAAGCACCCAGAUGGAUGACCCCAAGGACUUCUCCAACGUGGUCAAGGUCGACACUCACAUCCACUUGGCCGCUGCCAUGACCGCCAAGCACCUGCUGACGUUCAUCAAGCGCAAGCUCACGGAAAACCCCAACACGGUGGUCUCUCGCACACCCGACGGCAAGGAGGUGACGCUCAUCCAGACCAUCCAGCACCUGGGCCUCGAAGUGGCCGAUUUCACCGUCGACGCCCUCGACGUGCGGGCCGACAACACGUUCCAGCGCUUCGACAACUUCAACGACAAGUACUCGCCCUUCGGGUUCAGCGAGCUGCGCACCAUCUUCCUCAAGUCCGAGAAUCAGCUGGAGGGCAAGUUCUUCGCCGAGCUCACCCAGGAGACCGCUGAUCGCCUGGAGGAGUCCAAGUACUGCAUGGCCGAGUGGCGAGUCUCCAUCUAUGGCAGGAAAGCCGAAGAGUGGGAUUCACUGGCCAAGUGGAUUUGCGACAACAAGCUCUACAGCGACCACAACAGGUGGAUGAUCCAGGUGCCGCGUAUCUACACCCUCUUCAAGAAGACCAACCAGAUCAAGAACUUUGGCGAGCUCAUUCAGAACGUGUUCCGCCCGCUCUUCGAGGUAUCUGGCUUCGACAGCGUCGACGACGAGUCGCGGCCCGAGCGACAGCUCUGCCUCCGAGCAUUGCCGCAAUCGCCCGAGGCGUGGGACAUCGACGAGAACCCUCCCUACGCCUACUGGCUGUACUAUAUGUGGGCCAACUUGGUCACGCUCAACCGCCUCCGCGAGGCACGCGGACUCAACACCUUCGAUCUCAGGCCGCACUGCGGCGAAUCUGGCGAUGCGGACCACCUGGCCGCGGCCUUCUUGCUCGCCCGAGGAAUCAAUCACGGCAUCAAGCUCCACUCUCGGCCGCCACUCGAAUACCUGUACUACGUGGCACAGAUCGGUAUCGCGGUGUCGCCGCUGAGCAACAACGCGCUGUUCCUGGAGUACAAGAAGAAUCCGUUCAACCGCUUCUUCCGCCGGGGACUCAACGUGUCGCUCUCGACCGACGACCCGCUGCAGUUCCACUACACCCAGUCGCCUCUCAUCGAGGAGUACGCCAUCGCCGGCCAGCAGUGGAACCUGAACUCGAUCGACCUCUCCGAGAUCGCCCGCAAUUCGGUGCUGCAGAGCGGCUACGAGCACCGCUUCAAGGCCAAGUGGCUCGGCCCGCGCUACUACCUACCCUUCACUCAGGGCAACGACAUCAAUUACUCGAACAUCCCGAACAUGCGAGUGCUCUUCCGGGAGGAGACGUUCCACAAUGAACUUCAGUUCGUCAAGGCGUGCUCUGGUUCGCGCACCAAGCAAAGGCCGACGAGGGAGGAUUCGUUCCGUCUGCGGACACAAACGCAGUACUCGAAACUUCACAUCAUCUACCCGCCGGGGCACGAGUAUGCGGGUGGGGAGGAGAUGGUGUGGGCCGCCAAGAUGCUCGCGCAAGCCCUCGCCCUUCGCGCCAAGUACGCCUACGUCAAGCCCUCCCUGAAGGAGCGGGUCAUGGCCGAGCCGCUGCCCGAGCCCUCCGCCGAGACCCUGACAUUGGCCGAAGGAGUGUACCAUGUCGCCGCAAGCGAGACCGCACUUUGCGCCAAUGACCUGGACCAGUUGGCCUUGGUAGAGUGCGCGGACUGCCAGGCCAGCCACUGUCGCGACUGCGAUGCCAUCCUCCACCGGAACCCGCAGAGGCGGACUCACAAGCGCUACGCCAUCAAAGGCGGCGACAGGCAGGGGCAGCUGCUGUACACGGUGCCCUCGUACGCCGAGUUCGUCCGUGACUACCGCCACAUCAAGCACGUCGUUUCCGACCUGGCGGUGUGUCAGUUGGCCGAUCAGCGCCUGCGCCUGCUCGAGGCGCGCUUCGACCUCCACUCGCUGGUCAACACCGAGUACGAGAAGGACGCCAUGAGGGACUUCUACCACGUGGUCAAGGUGGACACACACAUCCACGCGGCGUCGGCCGUGGUCGCCCCCAAGCUGCUGGCCUUCAUCAAGAACAAAUACGCCACCAGCCCCAAUGACAUUGUGGUCAAGAAGGGCGAGGUGACGCUCGAGGCGCUGUUCAAGUCGACGGGCGUCCCGAUCGAGAACUUCACCCUCGACUCGCUGGACACCCACUCCAACCACACCACCUACGGCCGCUUCGACAAGUUCAACAGCAAGUACAACCCCUUCGGCUCGUCUGACUUGCGGACGCUCUUCUUGAAGAAGUCGAACGACGUCGACGGUCGCUACUUCGGCGAACUGCUGCGGCAGGAGCUCGACCAGCUCGAGAAGGGCCGGCACGAGAUGGCCGAGUGGCGCAUCUCGGUCUAUGGCACGUCGCCGAAGGAGUGGAGCCACCUGGCCCAGUGGGUGAUGAACAACCGACUGGUCUCGCCCCACCUGAAGUGGGUCAUCCAGGUCCCGCGUCUCUACCACAUCCUCAAGGAGAAGAACGACGUACACUCCUUCCAGGACAUGCUCGACAACAUCUUCUUGCCUUUGUUCGAGGUGACGAAGAAUCCGUCGUUGGAUCCGGUGCUGCACCGCUUCAUCACUGAACAGGUUUCGGGCUUCGACAGUGUCGACAACGAAGACGUGGCCGAGCGCAAGGACCUCAAGACCUGCCCGGCCGAUCCGCGUCGGUGGGACACCAAGGAGAACCCGCCCUACGCCUACUACCUCUACUUCAUGUGGGCCAACGUGUGGUCCCUCAACAAAUACCGGGAGACCCGCAGCCUCAACACCUUCGACUUCAGGCCGCACUCGGGCGCGGCUGGACCGAUUGACCAUCUGGCGGCGGCCUUCCUGCUGUCCAACGGCAUCACGCACGGCAGCAACCUCAAGCACUGCCUUCCGCUCCAGUACCUCUACUACCUCGCGCAGGUGGGAAUCGCCAUCUCGCCGCUCGGCGAGCAUGCGCUGUACGCCGACUACAGCGAGGGGAUCUUCGUCUCCUUCUUCAAGCGCGGACUCAACGUCUCGCUCUCGACCGAUUGCCCGCUGCAGUUGCACCAGACGCCCGAGCCGCUGGUCGAGGAGUACUCGAUCGCCGCGCAGCUCUACCGCUUGAGCGUGACCGAUCUCUCGGAGGUGGCACGCAAUUCGGUGCUCCAGAGCGGGUUCACGCAUAGCGACAAGGUGCAGUGGAUCGGCGAUAACUACUGGAAGACCGGCAUCGAGGGCAACACGCCGAGCAAGACCAACCUGCCGCACCUGCGCAUUGCGUUCCGAAGCGAGCUGCUGCAGGGCGAGAAGGACUUCAUAGCGCAAGUCAGCCAGAAGGAGAUCACCAACACCACCGAGCUGGCCUUGUCCAGCUCGACGGAAGAGGAGGAGGACGAGGCCAAGGGCACCAUCAAGCCCACGUCGGACCUCCUCCGCAGGGAGACCACCAGCAGCGGCGGCAAGAUGAACCUGCUCCGCAACUCGGCCCGCAGGACCCCGAUCCGCCUGAUCCCCCUCUCCGGACCGAUGGACCACUCCUGCUGA
This is a messenger RNA of Acanthamoeba castellanii str. Neff, 3999 nucleotides long. Its product is annotated as AMP deaminase. The transcript is spliced from 30 exons. Gene Ontology annotation, molecular function: AMP deaminase activity. Lineage: Eukaryota; Discosea; Longamoebia; Acanthamoebidae. Gene Ontology annotation, biological process: IMP salvage; AMP metabolic process. Gene Ontology annotation, cellular component: cytosol. The coding region runs from base 1 to 3999 and encodes 1332 amino acids. The record is from RefSeq and is a predicted model, not a curated record.